Molecule: messenger RNA, 3456 nt
Organism: Rhinichthys klamathensis goyatoka
Lineage: Eukaryota; Metazoa; Chordata; Actinopteri; Cypriniformes; Leuciscidae
Gene: tmem8b
Product: transmembrane protein 8B
Exons: 13
Coding region: 106-2514 (802 amino acids)
Cellular component (GO): plasma membrane
Source: RefSeq, a predicted model, not a curated record
CAUGCGCGAACAGCUGGUCCGUUGCAAGAGCUGAAAAUGUGGACAAGCGUAGCGAUAUAAAAAUCGCGUCCGUGCCGUCGGGGCGUAAACAGUCAGUUUAUCACGAUGUGGUGGCUGGACGGGUUUAGGUCGGGGAUGGGCCGCCUGGAGAUCCUGUUGCUUGUUUACACCUUGCUCUGCUCUCUCGGAGAUUGCCUGUUUGUAACUGACUAUUUCACCCGGACGCCUCGCAAGCUCAAUGCCUACCGCUCUUUUGCCAGCGUGGAGCUGUUCCACUUCAACGUGCCUGAAGACACUGUGGUGGCUGUUUGGAACCUCAUCACCUUCAAGGAGCAAGGGGGCACCUUCGGAGACAGCUGCCCAGACCGCAACGUGACAGUGUACUUCAGGUCAGGAGCUCCACCUGUAAUCAACCCCCUCCAGACACGAUUUCCAAAGGACACCAUCAUACCAGGCUCCUUCGCUGUCACUUUGACAUGGACGCUGCCCAACCGCACCACAGGAGUUUUCAAUGUCACCAGCCCGCUCCCUGGAGACUGGUUCCUGGCUGCACACUUACCAAAGGAUGAGGGGAAGAUCUCUGUCAAGGGUCUUCAUGAGGAAUGUCAGUACCUCUUUCAACCUCAGCUCAUUGUUCAGAGGCUCAUUGGCAUUUCAGUGCUGUAUCCUGGUUACUUCAUUGACCAGAUGAUUCCUCUUCACAACAGAUCUGUACUCUACAAAGUGUUCAUCCCAAACUACAUCUCUCGGGUGAAGGUACAGCUUGUGGACUGCAAUACAAAGAACAGGAGCGGGGAGAGCUGUCCGGUUCUGCUGAAGAUCCGCUCGAGGGCCCCGCCGGUGCAUAACUCCAGCGCAAUGGACUGCAGAGAGAACGUUCCCUGUGAGCUAGAGGUCCCACUGCCAUCCUGGGAGCAGUGGUACUAUAUUUUGGUGGAGCGUUACCUCAGUAGCUCAGAUGUCUACUUUCGUAUUGGUGUUCAGGUUAAAGACUGUUCCAAGCCCAGUGUCUCCAAGGGCUCCUCAGCUAUGAACAUGCCCCAGUCAUUUGGCACUGCGAUGGGUUUCUCUCUGUCAGAGACCCUGCCUGCCGCCAGCCUGCCUAACGUGCCCCAGAACGGUUCUGAUCAAGGGUCUCUUUUGAACGCUGAAGACAGCAUCACUUACUUAGCACCCAUACCCGACACAAAUAAAUGCUGGCCCAUCCGGCCAACGCUGCGAAAUGAACUGGACACAUUUUCAGUUCAUUUUUACAUCUUCUUUGGACCCAACAUCUCCAUCCCUCCAGACCGGGCAGCGAUAUUUGCCAUCAACCUAAUGCCAGUGCUGGAUAGUGGAGGUGUCCUCAACAUGGAGCUCAAACUCAAUGUGUCUUCAGUAAGAGGAGAAAAUAUUACGAUCUUUGGCUGCCUGAAUCAUGGGAUGCCGCUGUCUCUUCAUGACAACACGUCAGUCUCAUGUGAAUCUGAAUCAGUUUCAGGAUUUCAUCUCUCCAUUAACACCACCACAAAUAUCACCAAGCUCAGGAUACCCUACCCACAGACAGGCACGUGGUAUCUGAGCCUGCGCUCUCUGUGUGCCACUGAACACGGGUUUGAGCUGUGUACUAAUGUAACAGCUGAGGUGUACCUUCGCUCUUACCUGACCCCCUGCAUCAAUGACUGCGGCACCUAUGGCCAGUGCAAACUCCUGCGCACCAACAACUACCUGUAUGCUGCAUGCGAGUGUAAAGCAGGUUGGGAUGGCUGGGGUUGCACGGACAACACUGAGGCGUACUCGUAUGGGUUCCAGCUGCUCUCCACUCUCCUUCUGUGCCUCAGCAACCUGAUGUUCGUCCCACCUGUGACCAUCGCCAUCCGCAGUCAUUACCUGCUGGAGGCAUCUGUAUAUAUUUUCACCAUGUUCUUUUCCACUUUUUAUCAUGCCUGUGACCAGCCAGGCAUUGUGGUCUUCUGCAUCAUGGAGUAUGACGUGCUGCAGUUCUGUGACUUCCUCGGCUCGCUCAUGUCUGUAUGGGUCACUGUCAUUGCCAUGGCCAGACUCAAAUCCAUUAUCAAACAGGUGCUGUACUUGCUGGGGGCGAUGGCUCUGUCCAUGGCCUUACAGCUGGACCGUCAUGGUCUGUGGAACCUGCUGGGGCCCAGCCUUUUCGCUUUAGGCAUCAUGGCCAUCGCCUGGACUGUGCGCACCAUCCGCCGGCGCCGCUGCUACCCGCCGACCUGGAAGCGCUGGGUCUUCUUCCUGUUCCCCGGCACCACCAUUGCCACAUCAGCGGUGGCCUUAUAUGCCUUCGUGGAGACGGAGGAGAAUUACUUCUACAUCCACAGCAUCUGGCACAUGCUCAUCGCCGGGAGCGUCGGCUUCCUUCUUCCGCCACGUGCCAAACCAGACGUGAAAGUCACUCCCCUGAAGCGGCGGCGAGGCUGUGGCUACCAGCUCUGUGUGAACGAGCACGAGGAGAUGGGACUGGUGGACCCAGCGAUCAUUACCAUCAACAGCAUAUGCACCAGCUGAUGAUGUUUGAUGGAGUUUAGCGACGUGGACUUUUAUUUGCCUUUCCUCUCCUUCCUUUGGAAUAUAAAAACACGGAAAACAAAGCCAGAGAACUGAUGCACUGUAAAUAACUUUUGACCGAAACACAGAAACGCGCAUAUAUGUACAAGUUUUUUGUCAUCGUUAUUGGGAUUACUAUUAUCGACGUUAAUAUCGUUUGCAUUGUUAGUAUCUGGGAAUGGUUUGUGUCAGUACAGCGAUGCACUGUUAUUAGUGCAUUAUUUAAAACUUCUGAGCUGAUUUUGCUGCUGCUACUUGACAGUGACUGUAAAAUUAAAAAAACAAAAAAUGUGUCAUGUAAUUUAUUCGUUGUUUUCUGGCACUCAAAUGACCAAAUGUUUUAUUGUGUUUAGAGGAUGCAAAGGAAGAACAUUUUGUGGAUGUAUUGAGGGCACUGCUUUUUUAGUUUUCUUUUUAAACAUCUUUUGCACUGAGACACAAAAAUGUGAUACUGUACAUUUUUUAAAUAUAUAAGUAUAGUUAUGAUCCAGUCACAAUGUAUACAUGUACAUGUAUAGUAUAGUUGUUUUCAGUGGAAUGUCUGAUUGUACUUUGGAUUGCAUUGUAUUAUUGCCAUUGCAGCAUAAUUGAUUGUCGAUUUAUAGAGGGUUUAGAAAAGUAUCCAUUGCCAAGACCAGGUUUUAAUACGAAACCUCAAAUAAAUAACCUCAUAUUUCCGGUUGUAUAGUGAGGAUCAAAGGGAGACAUUUUAAAGCAAAAGCAACUGAUCACACAAAUAAACGUUUUAUUUUUUCGGUAUCAAACCGGAUUCAUAUGUAGCCCUGUGAAAGAGUAAUGUGUUACUUCUUGAAAAUGACACCAUAUUUUGAUGUCUAAUGUGCAUAGAUUGUCAUCAUCAUACCCAAGUAUACUGGAGAGAUGAGAAACCGCAAGCAGAGGCCU